This is a messenger RNA of Loa loa (African eye worm), 312 nucleotides long. RefSeq lists its product as hypothetical. NCBI's taxonomy places the organism in Eukaryota, Metazoa, Nematoda, Chromadorea, Rhabditida, Onchocercidae. The transcript has 2 exons. The coding region runs from base 1 to 312 and encodes 103 amino acids. The record is from RefSeq and is a predicted model, not a curated record.
AUGGUAAUCAUUGAACGUUUCGGUCGGCGGAAAGUAUUGCUUAGCUCAGUAGCAGGCGUAAUUUUUGUACUCGUUUUCAUGGGACUUUCAUUUGGAUAUGUUAGCCUUGAUUCCGUAAUUACUCUACCACUGAAUCAAACUCUUCAAGAAGAUAUUCUGGAUUUCGUUCCAUACUUCGAGCACUGCGCUCAGUUCAAAAACUGUAAUUCCUGCACUAACGAUGAACAUUGUGGUUUUUGUAUGCCUAAUAAUUCUUCAACCCAUGGGCAAGUAAUUCUCAAUGUUUUGUGGUUAUUACUUGAACAACUGUAG